Molecule: messenger RNA, 2103 nt
Organism: Nerophis lumbriciformis (worm pipefish)
Lineage: Eukaryota; Metazoa; Chordata; Actinopteri; Syngnathiformes; Syngnathidae
Source: RefSeq, a predicted model, not a curated record
AUGGCUAACAACUGUCUGGAGGGGGAGGGGUUUGCUCACUUCGCUCGGCGGCUCUGCGGGCUGAAGAUGGCGGACGCAGAAAACAGUGUCGGAACGGCCUUCUCGGGCGCCUCCGAUAUGGACGAGCCUGCCGCUAAAAAGCCGAAAAUUUCCUUGGCGGCCAACUUCGGCCUCAAAAUCACCGACGCCAAUAAAAUGCCGUGCGUGUCUGGAGUCGCGGAGAGUUUGGAAGCCGCGGUGAAUCGCGCCCAGCCAGCGGAGAGGGAAGCAAAGCCGGCGAUGGCGGUCGAGCAGGCCCCAGGAGCGCAAGGCGGAGACAACAAUGGCCAUGGACUGCUCGUUUCCGAGCCCUUUAAGCCCGCGGUGACACCAGACGACAGCGCCGUGCUUGGGACUUUCGAAACCAGUGCGGGUCUCAUUGGGUGUGUCAAUCACUCCUCCAAUGGGUUGGCCGUCACACCGGAGCAUGUCACAGAAGACGAUGACCGAUCGUCUCAUGCCAGCUCCAGCGACUGGACACCUCAACCGCAUAUCGGUUCCUACAGUUUCAUCCAGCAACACAUCAGAGAGACUGACCCAAGGAUCAUUUUAAGGGAGUUGCUGCCAGAGACUGUCCUGCCGCCAGAUUUAGACGACAUGACGCUGUGGCAGAUAAUCAUCAAUAUCUCCGAACCUCCUAAAAGAAAGAAACGCAAGGAUAUUAACACCUUGGAAGAUGUGGUCAGGCUUCUCCAUGAAAGUAAAAAGAUUCUUGUGCUGACAGGUGCCGGGGUGUCUGUUUCAUGCGGGAUACCAGAUUUCCGCUCCAGAGAUGGAAUUUACGCUCGUCUUGCCGUUGAUUUUCCUGAUCUUCCAGACCCACAAGCUAUGUUUGACAUUGAAUACUUCCAAAGAGAUCCGAGGCCAUUUUUCAAGUUUGCUAAGGAAAUCUACCCGGGUCAGUUUCAGCCCUCGCCCUGUCACAAAUUCAUAUCUAUGAUGGACAAGCAGGGCAAGCUGCUCCGCAACUACACGCAAAAUAUCGAUACAUUAGAACAAGUAGCCGGAGUUCAGCGAAUCAUCCAGUGUCACGGGUCAUUUGCGACUGCAUCCUGUCUUAUCUGUAAAUACAAAGUGGAUUGUGAAGCUAUAAGGGAAGACAUCUUUAACCAGCGCGUCCCCCAUUGUCCUCGGUGUCCAGAUAUUCCUUUGGCAAUAAUGAAACCCGACAUUGUCUUCUUUGGAGAGAAUCUUCCAGAAAUGUUCCACCGAGCCAUGAAGCAGGACAAGGACGAAGUAGAUCUUUUGAUCGUCAUCGGCUCUUCACUGAAAGUCCGACCGGUCGCCCUCAUCCCGAACUCCAUUCCUCAUGAAGUGCCUCAAGUCUUGAUCAAUCGGGAGCAGCUGCCUCACCUCAACUUUGACGUAGAGCUGCUGGGAGACUGCGACGUCAUUGUCAACGAGCUCUGUCAUCGGCUGGGCGGAGACUUUGAGCAGCUCUGCUACAAUACCGUAAAACUCGCCGAGAUUACGGAAAAACCCCCUCGGUUACUGGAGCAGCAGCAGCCGCCGCAUGAAGCCUUGUCCGCCGCCUGCGACAGAACACCAGAAGAGCCGAAGAAUGACAGUACAGACUCUGUUCUAAAGCCUUCACCGCCAAGUCCGAAUGUCACAGAAACCGACUGUCACGUCGCACCUCGAGAGCCUUGUCCUAGCCAAGAGUCACCGGUUAAAGACUCAACCAAAGAAGAGGGCACGGAAGAAAGGAGUCAAUCUUCCCACCAUGAAUUUCGGCGACGGUGUUGGAUGAAUCGGAUCAACCGAAGUCCCAUUAGCAAGCGCCUUGACGCGGGCCAGUACCUGUUUCAAGCACCGCAUCACUACAUCUUCCACGGAGCCGAAGUUUACUCUGACUCUGAGGACGAGACGUCGAGCUCGUGCGAAAGCGACAGCGAGGAGUCCGAAUGCACCGCUGACGAGGGAGGGGAGCACAGCGACCCGGAGGACGGUGAUGGAGCCGUCCACCUCAGAGACACGACGCAAGUCACUUUAGCCGACGAGGACACGUCCAAUAUCCAGGAAGACGGCACGGCCGAAAAAACUCAGAGCAACACACACCUUUAA